AUGGUCAACGAGGGCGCCGACGCGAGCAAGGAGAGCUCGUUCGUCGAGACAGCCCUCGCGGCUCAUGGCCCGAAAGGUUUGGCCAAGCCUCACAACGAUGAUGUCAAAGCAGAGGCUCCGAGGCCGUACAAGUGUCCCAUCUGCGCCAGGGGGUUCUAUCGACUCGAGCAUCAGACUCGGCACAUCCGAACCCAUACCGGCGAACGACCCCACGCUUGCGUUUUCCCCGGAUGCGAGAAACGGUUCUCUCGCUCAGACGAGCUGACACGACAUGCGAGAAUCCACCUGAAUCAUCAUGCCGGAGGCAAAGCUAAUGGCUCAAGCCGCAAGAGCAAAGCGCGAAAGACCGCUCCCAUCGCGCAAAGUCGACCAAAACCUGUCGUCAGAGACGAUAGCUCUCAGAACGACGAUGAGGAUGACGAAGAAGAAGACGAGAUGCGCGAUCCGGUAGUACUUGUCCAUCAACAGGAAAACGCUCGUCCCUACACCCGCAUAUCUCAGCCUCUUCAGCCUGUCAGCAUGCAGGGGCAGCUCGAUCCGUAUGGUAGGCCAAUUGUGACCCAUCAUGGCAUCGAAUCGACCGCCCUACCGAGAGCACCUUCUCAGCAGCACAGCAUACAGCCAUUGGCUGCUCUGGCCAGUGCUGCCAGUCUAGAAUUAGACCGCGAGCGUCGCUCAGAGGAUCAGCGUCGGCACCACCUUGAUGUCUGGGAGCGUCGAAGCUUACCUGGCAGUGGCACUCACACGCCGCUCUGGCAGCAGGCUCAAUUCGGCUCCGUGCCGCAUCCUUCGGUACUUCAUCAGAGGCUAGCAGGCGUAGACAUGGUAUCUGACGCUAGCCGCGGCUCGCAUGUCAAGCCACGACGACGCUCGAGCCACCAUCCUCAUUUUGCGGCAGAUGUCAACGGAGGCGAGGCCAGCCAACAUCCGCACGACCUCCAGCAUGCUGGCGCGGCCCACCAUAUGUUCAGACAACAUAGACACUACGCUCCCUAUCCUUCGUCUGCCAAUACAUCUCGCGCGACCUCGCCCGUCGACGAGGAUCCUCGCUCGCCCGAGCUAUCUCCUUUCGACGAGGAGCACGGCGAUCAACAGGCACACAUGCUUGCGCCUUUUGGCGGUCUCUCCUUGCUACACGGUCAUACUCAUUCGGGCACUCAUUCGCCGACCUCCGCGAGCCGCGACUCGAGCAGACCAGUCUCGCCAGGUCAUUCCGCUCGAGCUUCAGGUUUCAGAUCAGCAGAAAGUCAUCCGAGCAGUCUCUCGACCACCCCGGACGACAAUGACCCAUACUCGCAUCAUGCUGCCGCUUCGCGACAGCAGCAAUUUAGAGAGCAUCAACAGCUCGCCCGGCAAAACAGGCCACACCCUUAUAGCUCCUCGCGGACAGUCUCUGUGCCUAGUAGCGGGCAGGUCUCGCCAACGCACGAGCUCCAGAAGAAUUAUAGCAAUGGCGAUCUGUACCAUUACAACUCUACAUUUUCUUCCCGACCUACAACGCCAAGCCACUCUUACGACGCCAAGUCGGCUGCGAUGGCCAGAGGGGAAGACAGCAACGAGCUCGUGCCUCGACUAACGUCCGAUGAUAGAAAGCUGCCGCCGCUGUCGAGCAUUCCGCGAGGGAGCUUCUCGACGAGCUCAUACUUCCAAGGACCGCUUACCAAAGGAUCCAGUACGGCCUCUGCGCCUUCUUCGAGGCAGCAUUCUCCGACGACAUCACCCCGCCAGAUGGGCUCGGCCAGCAGUGACAGCUUAACCGGUCUCGUCCGUCCUUUGAUCGGCACACAACAAACAGACAGCGCAAGUAGAUCCGGUUCGCACCGAUCGUUCGGUGCUGAAUUUGUGAUGACGCCGAUCAAGUCGCGCUCAGAAUCGUCGAGCAUGAACGUGUCGCAGUCGAUCAGACUGCCCUCGGUGUCUGCCAUGCUAUCUCAAGCGCAGCUACAAGGAGGACUCUCGCCGACCUCGAUAGGACCAGCGACGACGUCUCGAGGUCCAUCGCCUGCUGAUAGCCAAUCGCCCAUGUUUGACAUGGACGAGGCUGAGCGCGAUCCCGUGCCACCCCUGCAAUUGCCCGGCGUGCUUGCUCUGCAAUCUUGA
Mixia osmundae IAM 14324 is the source of this 2100-nucleotide messenger RNA. RefSeq lists its product as uncharacterized. The transcript has 4 exons. The record is from RefSeq and is a predicted model, not a curated record. Gene Ontology annotation, cellular component: nucleus; cytoplasm. Gene Ontology annotation, molecular function: RNA polymerase II cis-regulatory region sequence-specific DNA binding. Lineage: Eukaryota; Fungi; Basidiomycota; Mixiomycetes; Mixiales; Mixiaceae. Bases 1 to 2100 code for a protein of 699 amino acids.